AUGGCUGAUCAUGGUACCCCAAUCAAUACAAAACUCGAAGGCCGAAAAGCUACUAUAAAUGAAUCCGGCGUCUUCAAAAAGGCAGUUGAUCUCCUAACUCCAAUCAAUGUUACGAGAGUGCGCUGCUUGGCUCUUGGAUCGCCUACUGCAGAGUUUCAAGCUCUCUACCAGCUAGCUUUCUUGAUUCUAUUGGUGGAGAAGUUUGACAUCAACGAAGUUUCGUGUUGGGACCCUGCUUUCACUGAAGAUGACAGAAAGCUAUUGGAUAGAUUGAACUUCGCCGUUGAAGAGAAGGAGGAAUCUCAAAGUGCUGUGGUAGCUAAAACGCUAUAUUAUAUGCCCCAUGCUCCCAGAACCUUUACCAAUGAUUUUAUAAAUAGCAUAGAACCACGCUGGAUUCUAGGUAAUGAUCUCACUGUUACAGCUGGAACACUUGGUAAAGCGAAGUUUCUUGAAACACUACCGACUCUAGCGACCAUUGUGCACAUGACUGAGGACCAAGUUCCCAAGAAAGAUGACGGUUUCAACACGGUGAGCCGAAGGAAGAAGAAAAAUCAAAAAUUUGUCUAUAAAGAGCCCGAGCUCGAGUACCCAGUGAAGGAUAUGUACUUUGAUCAAGUGCAAAUCACUAGAAUCGAUGGAGACUCUAGUCAGCCUUGGAAGGACCUGUUUAGCGACAUGGCCUUGAACGUAUUCAGGCUAAAGGAAGUGGAAUCAGCACUUGAAGAGCUCUCCAUAAGCUAG
Messenger RNA from Candidozyma duobushaemuli, 744 nucleotides. RefSeq lists its product as uncharacterized. The transcript has a single exon. NCBI's taxonomy places the organism in Eukaryota, Fungi, Ascomycota, Pichiomycetes, Serinales, Metschnikowiaceae. The coding region runs from base 1 to 744 and encodes 247 amino acids. The record is from RefSeq and is a predicted model, not a curated record. Gene Ontology annotation, biological process: microtubule-based process. Gene Ontology annotation, cellular component: cytoplasm; nucleus.